Molecule: messenger RNA, 1038 nt
Organism: Symbiodinium natans
Lineage: Eukaryota; Dinophyceae; Suessiales; Symbiodiniaceae
Source: the annotation of a GenBank genome assembly
AUGGCUGAGUGCUUAGGCGCCCUGGACGAGUUGGAAGAGACCCAGCUCUACCCACGAGAAUCCAGGGAAAACAAGUUGUUGAGGUGGGAGGGCAUCUCCGAGACAGCCAAGCACUUUGUCCGCAGCCUGCUGCGGAAGGAUCCCUACGAGCGCCUCUCUGCAGCGGAAGCCGCGCAACAUGCCUGGCUCAAGAUGGACCAGGCAGCAAAGGCCUCCUGGCCACAGGGCACGCCCGACGCGGAGCUUGAGUUGCCAAUCAACCGAUGCGUGGUUCGCGACAUGUGGAAGUUCGCGCAGAACAACGCCAUCACCCGCGCAGCGCUGGGCAUCUUCGGCAAGCUGCAGAGCUCGUCGGCCUUUGGAGGCCGCGAGGAGGACGUCACGCUCCUGGAGCAGCGGUUCCGCAGCUUCGAUGAGCACAGCAGCGGCAAGAUCUCGGCCGAGACCUUCAUCAAGGUCUUGAAGGAGUCGCUGCAGGUGCAGAUCUCCAGCAGCGAGGAGAAAGAAUUCUUCGACCGCAUUGCUGACGUGAGCCUCCCGGCAGAUGAGGAGACUGCCGCCGAGGACGUCUCCAAGCAUUGCGACCGAUGGAUUCGGGAGGUCAACUACAAGGAGUUCAUCAUGAUUACGAAGGCACAGCGCCGGAACAUCACCACCGCGGCCAUCCGCGAGGUGUUCCGCGCCUUCGACGAGAACGGCGACGGGUACAUCAAAGAAGAUGAUGCCCACAGCCUGCUAGGGCAGGAGUUCAAGGACACCAUUAGCAGCUACGUCACCAAGCUGGGCAAGGAUGUGAUCGACUACCGCGACUUUUCCAAGCUCGUUUCCAUGGAGAUUGCAAAAGCGGAGGACCAUCCUCACAGCGAGGAGGCGAAGGCAGAUGUUCCUGGCGCACCGGCCCUCAGUGGGCGUAUUGGUUGCCUCAUCACAUCUUGCGCCUGGAAGCUGCGAUUCUGCAAGUUGACGGUCAUUCUUCGCCAGUCGCAUGCCUUCGACGCGCAGGAAAGGCUUAUAGGAUUGGAGACUUGCGCAAUAUGA